GCAGUUCUAACAAAAGUGUCGAAGCGAGCGAACCUCAAAAUAAAAAUGGAUCAAAUUAAACAGAAUUUUAUUAUUAUCGGUGGAUUUCUUCUUACCUCCUAUUUCACAUCUAUCAAAGCAUUUUCAUUACAUCAAAUGACUCAGAAUUUAAAGGAUCCGAAUAUCUGUGAUGAUAUCCCGUUUGGUCUUUUGCCAUACGAACCUGAUUGUUCCUAUUUUAUAAUUUGUCAAAAUGGAUAUCCAAGAGUAGAAAGAUGUCCAUUUGAUACGAUUUUUGAUCCAUCUGCCUUUGCAUGCACUCAUGGAGAUUCAGAAAAGUGUGAAUAUCCAAUUGAUGGACCUCCAGAUUCUUUAACAAAAUGCCCGCCAGUUGAUGAUUUAAAUAAUCCUGUAUUUUUACCUGAUCUCAAUGAUUGUAGGAAAUAUUUCGUCUGUUCGAACGGAAGUAAGAUAGAAAGAGAAUGUGUCGAUGGACUUUUAUGGAAUCAAGAAGAAGAAUGGUGCGACGUGCCUGAAAAUGUUCAGAAUUGUAAUUAUGGUGACUCAAUAACUCCGCCUUCACAUUCAACAACUGAAAAAAUACACAAUUGUGCUGAUUGGCACAGGUGUCCGAUAAUUGGUCAUGGAUAUCUUCCACAUUUACAGAACUGUCUCAGAUACUUUGAAUGUAAUAAUGGAAUUAGAUUCUUAAGGACGUGCCUUAAAGGAGAAGUGUUUGAUGUGAAUUCUAUGAAAUGUGGUGAUCCAGUCAGUUCUGUUUGUGCCAAAUAUACAGAAUGCAGUUCAUAAUACAGUCCGAACAUUCCAUCAUGUCGAAUAACUGUCUGAGUCGAAUUUAAGAGCUUUAUUUUUAUACUUAAUAUAAUCCUUAGACUAAGUUGUACGAUUAAAUUUAAGCUGGGAAGUUUCUACCAAAAAAAUAAAGUUAUAGUUGGACGGCAGUGAAUUGAAAAUAAUAGAUAUAAAAUUAUUUUAAUCAAUGUGCGCAUUUUCUUAUCGCAUUGAGAACGAGUCUUCUGUUUUCGAAUCCUCUAGAUUCAAAAUUUUUAAGCUGAUAAGUUUUUGCUGGAAAAUCCAAUGCGUAAUAAUCUUAUGGACUAUCAGUAGGAAGUUGGAAUUUCCCCCAAAUUGUGUCCUGGGAUAUAUCUACUGUCUAGGCUAGAUUGGAGUGAUGAAGCAAGGCUGAAUCUAAAAUAUGGAGUCAUAUGCAAGCUAUUCCGGAAGUGCGAGGGUAAAGUGCUUCUGUAAAUGAUUAGGAGGGCAUCAGAUUUCAGACAGAGGUCGAUUGCUUAAUUCCCAUACUGAAUAAUGUCGAUGUAAUACGACUCUUAAGAAAUAUUCUUAAAGUUGAACUUCUAAUCAAGCAUUGAAGCCUUUUAUUAACUGAUCAACUUCAAUCCACGACUCCCAACUCUGCACAACUCUCAAACCUUGAUGACAAACAAAUAUUUUUAAAAAUAUCCGUCACAAACUUAUCAGUUUAUUGCAAUGUUUUGGGAAGCAGCAUUUACUAAUCUCUUUGAUAAUUUUUGCAACACAAGUAAAGUGGUAAAUUACAGGAUAUGAAAGAAAUUGAUAAGAUUAAAGGCCAAUUGUGUGCGUAUAAAGGCCUUUGAUUUUACAAUCCAUUCAGUCUUUUAUUGAACCUUAAAGUGAAAACAUUGCAAUGAACAAAACCUUUAUAUUCUUAUCAGUUUUUAUUGGACUGGCAAUUCUUGUGCCACCUUACAAAACAUCCAAUCAAAUGGGCGAUUUAAAUUUUGAUGAGCUAUGUGAUGGAUUAUUAUUUAAUGCCAUUCCACAUCCUAGUGACGGAAAUUUAUUUAUUGGAUGUGUUCAAGGAAGAGGAACACUUUUUGGAUGUGAUGAAGCUAAUUUGGUAUUUGACCCAUAUUCUGUUAGAUGCGUAGAUCCAGCUGACAUAGGAACAACAACCACAACGGAAUCAAUUCCUUCAACAACUACAACAUACACAAAUGUUACUGUAGAUCUUCCAACAAGUACGACGACUCAAGGAAUCAUAACAACAACGACAUCACGAACUGGAGGUGGUGAAAAUGUCGAUAUUAUCUUUGUUUGUCCACCAUCUGGAGUUGGAAAUAUUCCACAUAGAACUGAAUGUGAACGAUACUUUGAAUGUUUACGUGGAAUACAACAUCCAAGAACAUGUCCAGACGGUUUUCUUUUUGAUGUCAUCACAAAGCAGUGCCAACCACCAGAAAUUACCUUAUGUGCUAAUAUUAUACAAUGUUCAUAAAAUAAAUAAAAUAAAGACUUAAAGGUAUUUUUAUACUUAUCAGUAGCUAGUGUUAAGUGUGGAUUUCUCGGAAGUUUAUCAACAUUUUAAUUGAAAAGGGGUGCUUUGUAAAUGAUAUCUAGCUUUAAGGAAAAGAAGGGGGGGGGGGGUUAAGUUAUUAUUAAAAAGCAAUUAAAAUAGCAAACUUAGAAAUUGUCUUAUCAUUUAUUACUUUAAUUUAUUGACAAUAAAAUUUCACAAAAUUAAUUAUGGUUUUCUUGACAAAAGAGCAAAUUAUCAAACGUAAGCGAGAAGCAAGGUUUAGGUUUAAAACAGCUGUUCGUAAGGCUUUCUUAAAUAAGAAAUGGCUAUCAGAACUUGACGAAAAAAUAGGCGAGGAUGUUAAGAAAAAUGUGGCAAUUAUCUUAAAUCGAUCGAAUAAAAAGGUUGGAAUUACAUUGCUUGAAAAGAGUAUUUUGAAGACGCCAGUUAAUAAGAGAACUGAGGAAGAAGUUGACAUCAUAAACAAGCUUUUCGACAAAAUUCCAUGUUUUCAAAUUUUUAUGCCAAUAAUCCGUAAGAAGCUCGCAAAUGUUGUGGAGUUUUAUUUCUAUCCAAAAGGAAAGAAGUUAUAUCUUGAAGGUCAAGCAUCACAAUCAAUGAGUUUCAUAAUAUCCGGUGAAGUUGUUGUUACUCGUUUAACAUUCAUUAAAUCAGACAAAGAGAUCAUUGACGAGCCAGUUAACUUGCUUGGAUGUGCUGAAUCCUUUGGUGAAAUAGGCUUACUUUACAAUGAGAGACGUUAUGCAUCGUGUACGGCUCAAACCGAUUGUGAGCUGCUGCUGUUGUAUAAAGAAGACUUUGAUAAAAUAUUAAGACCAACGCUGGAGUCAAAACAUGAAAAUAUUACACAGGCACUACGGCGAUUCGAGUAUUUCAAUAAUUACACGGUUGAAAAGAUCCGAGAAUGCUGCGUGAUGUCCAAAAUAGUACAAUAUGAUCCACAAGACAUCAUAUUUUCCCAGAAUGACAUUUCUAAUUUCUCAUACUUUGUGCUGUCUGGGCAAUGCAUGAUACUUCAAUGUCUAAAACUUCGCGAAAAGCCAAAUGGAAAAGUCAGUCUCGUUGCGCCAAAGAAACGAAUGAAUGCAUUGGAUAUGGCAAUUACGAAAAACUUUUCAUCAGACAGAUUGAAGCCAAUAACGGAUGGUGAUGAUGCGAGCAUAAAAUAUCAAUUUGUCGAUGUUGGAACAUUCUCAGUUGGUGCUGUUUUUGGAAUUGGUGAAAACAUUGAAAAUCGAAUAAUUAUAGCGAGAACUAUUGUGCAGUGCUUGUUGAUUCCACGACUUUGGCUCUUCCAAAAAGCACAAAAUAUUGGAAAUGUCUGGCCAAGAAUCAAGUUGUUCCUUAAUUCAUCAAUUCCAUCGCAGGAGAAAUUGUUCGAAGAACAUUUAAGGAACCAAAAAUGGAAAAAGUACAAGAAGACUACAAUCGAGCAGAUUAAACAGCACAACAGAAUUUCUGACCCUGAAACAAGAUUUUAUAAUAUUCCAAUUGUCUGUCGCAUUCAGGAACAAUAAAAGCAGCUACUGGAUUUUUAACAUUUUUUUUUAUUAAACAAUUCUUUUUUAUUGUACACAUUAACUUAAGCUUAUGGAUGCUAUAUCGAGGUUUGUGAUAUCUUGUGGAUGUGAUUUGGAUUAAGGAAAUUCGUAACUUCGUUGGAUCUAAUUUUGACAACAAGAGAGGAGUGUUUUGUGUUGGAAUUUUGAGGUUAAGUGAUAAAUACUUCUCCUGGAUGUGAAGGUUACAUAAAAAUUACAUAAAACUAGUUCCUAUGAGUUUAUCAAAAAGCCAUUGCUUACAUCCACAAUUUCAAAAAUUUCUUAUUGUCCACAAAAAUAUUGAAGAGUUCCAAGCAUCACAUCGUUGUAAAAGGAAUCACAUGACUGUCAUUUAUGUUGUUGCAUUGUGGUGGCAACUAUGUGACUGUCAUUGCCAUGCUGUACUUCUCGGAAUCUUCAACAAACUUUUCUCCAAAAUUCAUUUUUAUCAUUUAUAAAUUAAUUAAUCAUCCGUCUUAUUUUUACAUAAUAAUCAUAAGGCAUAGAAGCAACAAACAAUAAACUGGAUAAGCAAUACAUUUUAUGGCGACUUAAUAAUCAUCUUUUUUAGUAAUCAUAACAUUAAAAGUAACAAAAAAAUAAUAAACAAGGAAAAUUUCAUAAAUAAAAUAGGGAACAGAGAAGCAGAAUUGGAAGUAAAAGGAUCUAAGUGUAUGAAAGACUAACGGCCUGUUUCACUAAAGUGGAUUAUCCUCGAUUUCGGAUCAUCCAUUUCAGUUUUUUGUAAAUAUCUUAAACUUUAUGGGAGGUGUGGUAUUUCUAAUUUUGGAUUAUAAAAGAGUGAAGUAUGCCUGAAAUUUCUGUACACUUUAAACUUUUAAUUUUCAUUAAGAAGUAUUAAUUAUUCAAUUUUCUAGCCAAAUCUAGAAGAUUAACUUCAAUUUUUGCUAUAAUUCUCAAACUAAUGAAGACAUAAAAAUUCUUAGUAUAUGUUAAUUUAAGUAGCAAAGUACUUUAAGGAGAUCACACUUUAUAUCUCUUAAUAACCUUAAGCGUCUGGAGAUAUUUCCGAAAAACUGAAGUGGAUAAUCCGAAAUCGAGGAUAAUCCACUUUAGUGAAACAAGCCGUAUGUUCUUCUUCAUCACAUCUAAAAGAUGUUCCCAGAAAGGAAACUCAAAGAUGAAGAAGGACAAACUAGAGACUCAGAUUUUUGUACUUCCAUUCUCACUUGAAUCUUCCUGAAUUAUUUAAUAGAAAGUUGUUAGGUACGCCAUGAUUGAGUGCGAGCACCUUCGAUAUUAUUCUAAAGUCUUCUGCUGAGCGUGAAGCAAUGCCUGAUUGUGCAAGAAGAUUUUGUAACUGAACGUCGAAAGUUCCGUCAACGGGAACGAGUUGUUGUUGCUGGAAUUGCACAUUCGGUGAGUUAAAACCAAAGUUUCCUGUCUGAAGUGCAUCGUUACGAAAGACUCGAUUGCGAGCUUCAGAUUGAGGUGCUAAGUCUGUGAGUGAUGGAAGAAUGUUGAGUGGAGCUGAAUUGAAGACUUGGAAUGGUCUUUGUGGCAAUUCAAGAUUUGUUGGAAGUUGACUGAAUGUUCUGAAUUCUCCAGCUUGUCUAAUUGGAAGUUCGAAGCUUUGGACUUGACUAAAUGGAUUGAAUUCCUUGGCGGGUUUGUUUGGAAGUUCCAAUCCAAUAUUGUAGAAAUGAUUGAAAGAAUUGAAAUCUCUUGCUGACUUUACUGGAAGUUCUAAUCCUGAUGGCAAUCUAGACACUCCAAGAUCUUGAAUUUCAGCUUUUUGAAUUUGUGGCGAUUCCUGUCUAAAUCCUUGAUUAGCUUGCAAAUUCUGUUGUUGUGUUUGGAACUGCUUAAAUUGGAAUUGCUGUUGGCGUUGAAUGAGUGAUUUCUGGAAGUCUGGCUUGUCUGGAUUGAACUCAACUGGACCCUUGAAUGGAAGUUGUUGCUCAACAGAAAUACCGACUGUAUGUCCAACUGGAAUGCUUUGAACAAACUCAACAUUAUUAGUUGAGGAUGGUGGGGCAAUAAGAGCUGCAGUUUGUGGUUGUGGAACUGAUUGGAUUUGUUGUUGUUGUUGCUGCUGUUGCUGACGGAAGAAAUUUUGUUGCUGUUGUUGCUGAACAUCUUGUUGACGUCUUUGAUCCUCGUCGAAUCUUAAUCUUUGUUCUAAUAUUUGAUGACGUCUGAUAAACUCUUCCUGAUCACGUUGUCUAGCUUGUAAGAAUCUAAUUUGUUCCUCAAGUUGUCUCUGCUUCUCUUCAUAAAUUGAUAUUAUUCUUUGUUGUUCAACUGGAGCUUGAGUAUUGACAUUUGGAAGUCUUAAAGUUGUCAACGGAGCUUGGGUUGAUUGAGCAACAAAUUCUGGUUGUGAUCCACGAAAUUCCAUAUUGACAAUCCUCUUAUUGUCUUUAGCUGCUUGCUGUGGAUUUUUGAAUAAGGAAAUGACUUUAUUUGGUUGUCCAUUAAUGUCUUGUUGAACUGUAAAUGCUGCCAAUAAUGGAGCUUGGAAGAUCUUGACUCCAUCCUUUGCAACUUUCUCGAUAUUUUCACCAUCAGCAUUUGUGACUGGUGGUGGAAGAGUUGUUGUAGUUGUUUGUGGAGUGACUGGUUUAGUGAUUGCCUUUUCUGAUGCCUUCUUUUUUGGCUUCUCCUCUUUUUUGUCGGCUUCUAUUUGAGAAUUGGUGCUGCGUGGUGAAACAAUAUUGUCAGACUUAUCAGCAAAUGUCGUUACUGGAUCCGGUGUGAUACCAAAAUUGAUUUGAACUGUGUCCUCAUCAUCAGGUUUUGGUGGUGUCAAUGUUGAUCGUGGGCGGGAUAUGAUGAUUGUCUUGAUGAUUUCAUUUUCGUCAGACUUAUCGCCAUCGAUUGAGAAUGAAUGAACUUUGAUAAUUGCUGGAUUAUUUGUUACAUCUUCAAUUUCUUCGCUUGUAAUUGUUGUUGCUUCAUCACUCGAUUCUGUACUAUCUUCGCCUUCAAAAUUGCUUAGAGCCUCAAGCAAUGCCUUUCGAAGUUUUGGAUUAAUUGUGACUGUAGUUCCAUCAGAAAUCGUCGUUGGUGGUGACUGAGUUAUGGCAGCAAAUGUACAAGACAGAAGUGCUAUUGAGCAUAUGCCGAUUAACUGUAAAGAAAAAGAAGAAAAACUUUGUUGAAAGAGAUUCCAUAAAGAUAAAGAUCAAGUAUGUGAAAAUGGAAUUUUUCCACGGCAAUUUAAUAAAAAAUACAUUUAAAGUUAUGACCGAAGUAAAUUAAUUCAUGCUCAGUUAACAUUUUAUGGCUUUUUAAAAAGAUUUUACGAUACACUUCCAACUAGG
Messenger RNA from Chironomus riparius, 7127 nucleotides. NCBI's taxonomy places the organism in Eukaryota, Metazoa, Arthropoda, Insecta, Diptera, Chironomidae. The record is from the annotation of a GenBank genome assembly.